Messenger RNA from Camellia sinensis, 482 nucleotides. Lineage: Eukaryota; Viridiplantae; Streptophyta; Magnoliopsida; Ericales; Theaceae. The record is from RefSeq and is a predicted model, not a curated record.
AUGGGUCUGUUGUUGAUGACCAUUGCCAUUUUGGAUUGUCCAAAUUAUUCUAUGUGUUCUUGGGAAAUUAUUCUUUGGAUGACCAUAGCCAUUCGACAGAGCUCUGUUCUUGUUCAUAUUCAAUGUGCUGGUUCUCCAUUUUCCUUUUUGCUUUCAAAUUUUUUUAUUGGAAUUAAAUUAUCAGAGCCUGGCUAUUGCGAGGAUGGGAACUUCGGUAUUCGAUUGGAGAACGUGCUGAUAGUCAAUGACGCUGGUACGAAGUUUAAUUUUGGGGACAAGUGUUACUUAUCAUUUGAGCACAUAACAUGGGCACCGUACCAGCAAAAGCUGAUUGACUUGAGCCUUUUAAUGCCAGAAGAAGUAGAUUGGUUGAACACCUACCAUUCCAAAUGUAGGGAUGUUUCGGCCUCAUAUACGAAUGAAUCCGACAUGGCAUGGCUAAAGAAAGCUACUGAACCGAUAUGUGCUUGAGUGAUUCUCUG